GCAGGAGCAGCAGAUGGGAUGAACUUGUCGCCUUACCUGCUUAAAGGAGCCCCUACCUGCUCCCGGGGGAUAAGUGGAUGUUUUCAGUCGUGGAAAGUUGAGAAAAAAGAGGAAACAUAGUGGACUGAGCAGGGAGGUCAUAUCUGGGUACAUUUGGGUAGGACCUAGAACAGAAGCGACAACAAUCUGGAUCUGAAAAGAAAACCAAGCAGCAUGCCUUGGCUGAAGAGAAGAGUGAGGAUGUUCCAGCUCGGAGUGACACACACACACCCUGAAGUUUUCUGCCAGCUGGGACUAUUUCUUUGCUAUGCAUCGGCCGGUUUCUGCACCAUUCCGCGGAACUGAGUGUGUUUUUUUUUUUUUUUUUAUUGUUUGUUUUUUUUUAUUCUGACCUGAGUUCACCAUGUCAAAAGUCAUCCAGAGGAAGAACCACUGGAUCACCAAAGUGAACGACUGCCUGGUCAGCCGGGACGAGCGUCUGGAGCUGGACGUGGAUCUGCGCGGUGGAGCAGAGAAUGGAGAGUUUGCGUAUGUGGGGAAACUUAAGGAGGAUGCUGUGGUGCACCGGGACGGAGGACCGUGUGUGGGGGAGCUGCUCCUGGAGGUGGAGGGGCUGCCCGUGUCGGGAUUACCCCUCUAUGACAUCCUAGCUGUGAUGGAGUGCUGCAAAGGUCCAGUCAGGUUGAAAACUGUGCGCCAAGGUCACAAGCUCAACAAGGACCUGAAGCACUACCUGAGCCUCAGGUUCCAGAAGUCCUCCCCCGACCACGAGCUGCAGAAGACCAUCCGAGCCAAUCUGUAUCGCCACGCUGUGCCUUGUACGACCCGCUCCCCUCGAGACGGAGAGGUCCCUGGGGUGGAUUACAACUUCCUGUCUGUGGAGGACUUCCUAGAACUUGAGGAUAGUGGCACUCUACUGGAAAUAGGAACAUAUGACGGUAACUAUUAUGGGACCCCCAAGCCGCCGAGGCAGCCCAUCAGUGGGACAGUGAUUCUCAGUGAUGCAGGCUCCCAGCAGUCCACCCCAAAGCGCACCAAGUCCUACAAUGACAUGCAAAACGCCCGCGUAGUGCCUGCUGACGACGACGAUGACGACCAGGCCACGGAAAUGAACAACAGUUUUACAGGUAACCCUAACGACCAGGACGAGAGCCGCGGCGGCAUCCUCCGGCCGUACCCCGCGCGUGACAAUGCUCCAUCCUGCGGUCUGAACAAUGCGGCCACCUCCACCGCCGAGAGCGGGCAGCAGACCCUCGCCGAGCCGCAGGUCCCCGAAGACCCGCAGGGCCCGCUGCCCGAGAACUGGGAGAUGGCCUACACCGAGAGCGGGGAGCUUUACUUCAUAGACACGGCAAAGGCACACCACCCGGACAUGGCUGUGUGUUUUCAGAGCUUCCACAACACAAAGACCACAUCAUGGCUGGAUCCUCGGUGUAGAGACAAAGGCUCCCGGCCGCUGGAGGAGUGUGACGACGAUGAAGAAGGGAUACAUACAGAAGAACUGGAGACGGAUCUAGAGCUGCCUCCAGGAUGGGAAAGGAUAGAAGACCCAGUGUACGGGGUGUACUAUGUAGAUCAUAUAAACAGGAAGACCCAGUACGAGAACCCAGUGGUGGAGGCGCGGCGUCGGAAAAUCCUGGAGCAGCAGCAGCCGCAGCCUCCAGAAGAGUGGAUAGAGGAGCACUCGUCAGCGGCGGCUCCGUUAGCGAACUACGCUCCAAACUACGCUCCAAACUACGCUGCACACCACCUGGAGACCUACAGGGACCCGCAGGUCCCACCAACUCUACCUCCCCUCCCCACAGGGGCCAAACGAGGGAAGCCUUUCUUCACAAGAAACCCAGCAGAGCUGAAAGGAACCUUCAUCAACACAAAGCUGAAGAAGAGUCGCCGCGGCUUCGGCUUCACCGUGGUCGGAGGCGACGAGCCGGAUGAGUUCCUGCAGAUCAAAAGUCUGGUGCUGGACGGGCCUGCAGCCGUGGAUGGCAAGAUGGAGACAGGCGACGUGAUAGUCAGUGUGAACGACACCAUCGUGCUGGGCUACACCCACGCUCAGGUGGUGAAGAUCUUCCAGUCCAUCCCCAUCGGCUCCAUGGUGGACCUGGCUUUGUGCCGCGGCUACCCGCUGCCCUUUGACCCCGAUGACCCCAACACCAGCCUGGUGACCUCGGUGGCCAUAGUGGACAAGGAGCCCAUCAUCGUCAACGGACAGGAAGCGUUCGACUCGCCUUCCAACAAGGGCGGACCCGUCAACGGCAUGAGGGAGCCGCGGCCUCACAGCCCCUCGGCGGAUGUGGCGUCCAACGGCUCUCACGGCUACUCCACCAGCGACGUGGUCAACAUGGCCUCGUCCAUAGCCACCCAGCCGGAGCUGAUCACCAUCCACAUGGAGAAGGGCGACAAGGGCUUCGGCUUCACAAUUGCAGACAGCCUGACGGGGGGAGGGCAGAGGGUCAAGCAGAUCGUGGACUACCCGCGCUGCCGUGGCCUAAAGGAGGGGGACAUUCUGGUGGAGGUCAACAAGAGAAACGUCCAGAAUAUGAGCCACAAUCAGGUGGUGGACCUACUGAGCAAAUGCCCCAGAGGCAGCGAGGUCACCAUGCUUGUGCAAAGAGGAGUGGUGCCAGCCAAGAGGAGUCCAAAGCUGGUGCACCAGUUAGAGAGGAAAGACAGCCAGAGCAGCUCCCAGCACAGUGUGUGCAGCCAUCGCAGCGCCCACACCGAUUCUCCCGGCCACCCGCCCUCUGCCAUGCCCAGCGAGGCUUUGGGUCCCACUCCUGCUGCCCCCACCCAGCCUCUGCCAGGCCUGCCCCCACAGGACCUCGCAGAUGGCACCCUCACCCUCCAGAAGAAGCCAGACCCCUUUAAGAUCUGGGCGCAGUCCAGGAGCAUGUACGAGAGCCGACUGCCAGAUUGCCAGGAGCAGGACAUUUUCCUUUGGCGGAAGGAUACAGGCUUCGGCUUCCGUAUCCUGGGAGGAAAUGAGCCGGGGGAACCUAUCUACAUCGGCCACAUAGUGAAGUACGGGGCGGCGGAUGAGGACGGACGGCUGCGGUCGGGUGAUGAGCUCAUCUGUGUGGACGGCACGGCGGUGGUGGGCAAGUCUCACCAGCUGGUGGUGCAGCUGAUGCAGCAGGCCGCCAAACAGGGCCACGUCAACCUCACCGUCAGACGCAAGUCCACCGGAUACGGAGUGUCAAAAGGAGAAGGUGACGUCCCCCCGUCGCCGGCCUCCUCCCACCACAGCAGCACCCAGGCGCCCAGCCUGACGGAGGGCAAGCGGACCCCCCAGGGGAGCCAGAACUCCCUCAACACCGUCAGCUCCGGCAGCGGAUCCACCAGUGGCAUCGGCAGCGGCGGCGGAGGCGGCAGCGGGAGCACGGUGGUGCCCGCCUCCCUGCAGCCGUACGACGUGGAGAUCCAGCGCGGAGAGAACGAGGGCUUCGGUUUCGUCAUCGUGUCGUCCGUCUCCAGACCCGACGCCGGCACCACCUUCGCUGGAAACGCUUGUGUGGCCAUGCCCCACAAAAUAGGACGCAUCAUCGAGGGCAGCCCGGCGGACCGCUGCGGGAAGCUGAAGGUCGGGGACCGAAUACUGGCCGUCAACUGCUGCUCCAUCACCAACAAGUCCCACUCGGACAUCGUCAACCUGAUCAAGGAAGCCGGGAACACCGUCUCGCUCAGGAUCAUCCCAGGUGAUGAAUCUUCCAAUGCUUCUCUGCUGACUAAUGCUGAGAAGAUAGCUACCAUCACCACCACACACACACCUCAACAGACCACAGAGUCCCGGAAUAACUCAAAGUCAAAAGGAGCUCCUCCCCCUCCGCCCAUACACAGUCAGACAACACAGGAUGCAGAGUUCUACUCCGUAGACCUGGAGCGGGACAGUAAAGGUUUUGGCUUCAGCCUGAGAGGAGGACGGGAGUACAGCAUGGACCUGUACGUGUUGAGACUAGCGGAGGACGGGGCUGCUGUCAGAAAUGGCAAGAUGAGGGUGGGAGACGAGAUCCUGGAGAUUAACGGUGAGAGCACAAAGAACAUGAAGCAUUCACGUGCCAUUGAACUGAUCAAGAACGGCGGUCGGAGGGCGCGGCUCGUCCUCAAACGUGGAGACGGAUCCGUACCUGAAUAUGACGGCAGCAGUGACGGGCACCCUCCCACACCCGGGGCACAAAACACUCCGGAAGUGAGAACGCUGCCUCCUAACAGCCGAUAUCACACCUCAUUGGAGUCCAGUUAUCCACCAGACCUUCACAAACCAUCACGCCAGGAGGAGGCUGCGCGUGGCCGAGACAGGGACCGGGCCGGGUCAGAUCAGAUGGACUACCAAGGCCGGCAGUUUAUCCCCCACCAUCAUCACACCUGGAAUAACAAUCACAGUCAAAGCACCCCCAGACAGCAGUCUCCAGACAACAGUAACAACGGCAGCAGCAGCGGUGGCAACAAGAAGAGCCGAGGCCGCAAAGUCAAGAAGUCCGAGUCGGAGAGCGGCAUCUCUAAACUCCUAAAGACUCUGAGGAAGGACAUCGGGAAGAAGGCCGCCGCCGCCGAGAAGCUCAGGGGGCGAGAGCUCUCGGGCAGCAGUUCCACUUUGGACGGGAGGUUUCGUCAGCAGCGCCGCGGCUCCCUCGACCGCUCACCAACGCGGAAACGCGCCCCGUCUCCCGAUCGUCGGCGGGCCAAGUCGAUGGACCGCAGGGCGGAGCGGGCGCACCGGGACCGAACGCCCGAGAGGGAGCACGACGACGGCGGGUUCCUCGCGGUGACGCCCGAGCGCAAGUUCUACGAGCGGAGGCUCCUCAAGGACUCUCAGCUGGUUGGUCGGGUCACGGAGGCCUCGACCCCCGAGCGCACCACCAACAACAACGGGGAUUCCUCGUCUCUUUCCAGGGGCCGCACGUACGACAGAGCCACGAAGAACGGCAACCUCCUGAGAGACUCUUCCCCGGAGAGGAUGGAGGAGCGAUACUCGGUGAACGGGACUCCGGAGCGACGGUACCGAUCGGAGCGGGACUCUUCCCCCGACAGCAACUACAGCCGGGACGAGGUGAACUACGCCGCAGCGCCAAGACUGAAGGAUUACUACGGCAUGAUGAAGAACAACGCCGCGCACAACAACGCCGCCUACAACAACUCGGGCCAUAACAAUAACGCAGCGGGCCGCGUCCCAAACCAGCUCCCUGAGCCCAAGAGGAGGCUGUACAAAGAAAGCCCCAAAGACCUCAGCAUCUAGAGCAGAGAUCCGCCUCGCCGCUCUCUCCUCUAUCUGUGCAUAUAUGUACAAUACACUGGAAUUGGACUUCUGAGGAUACUAAACUCUCGUGCUUUAUUUGGUCGACCGGUUUAUUGAUUUGACUUAACUACUUGUGAUCCCAUCCAGAGAUUCAUAAAACAGCAGGAGUACAAUCCUUCUCUCAGUUCAUGCUGGUCGUUUCGUCAUUGUUAUAGUUAUUUUGAACAUAACAUGAGGUUGUUGUACUAUUGUAAAGGUAUUGUACGUGCCUGCAUAUGAAAUCAGUGAUAUUGCUUUUUUGUAGGCAUUUUCCUGAAUCUAAAUAUUUGUUCCCUCAGAGGUGAAAUGAAACAUGCUUCCAGUCGUGGUAUCUUCUAAGCUUGUUUUCAACUUUUUUCUUUUUUUUUUAAGACGUCUGUUCCAUUCCUGAAUUGCUUCACUGAACAAACUAUAGCACAAGAAACUGAAAAAAUCUAAAUUUUAACAUCUGAUGGUAAAAGUAGAGUGAUAAUUAUAUAAAUAAUAUAUGACUUUUUGUUGCAUUUGCUCACUAUUUAUUUUUUUAAUUUGGCACAUAUGUUGAGCAAGCUUCCUUCUUUAAAGACUGAAGGAAGAAGAGCACACUGUAACCAGAAAAAGCAUGCUGUACCCUUGAUUGUGUUGCAUCCUUUAAAUGUGUGGCAGCUCACUUUCCUUUUGCCUAAAUACGCUCCCACACUACCCAAAUUAAGAAAAGAGAUCAGACAACUGGUGAGAAAAAAUUGGCAACGGCGUUAUUAGUUGCUCCUUUGGAGUGGGAUUAUAAAAAAUAACUUGAUUUUGUUGCUCAGCGAGUGCUGAUGUAGCAGGAAGAGGAACCUGAGUCACUUAACUUCAGGCAAAACUGUUCUGGUAGAUUCUCUGUAGCUGGAAAAUAGGAGUUAUCUAAAUUAGUUAGUCUGGAUGAGUCUGCGUAAUGCCACAAUACCAGCGUGAAGCUGCCAUUAAAUAUGAUUUUUCAGAUUUCCCCCCUAAAAAAACAAACAAAAUAUGUGUAAAUUAUCCCUGUGCAAGAUGCAUGUGUAAAUUUAAGUGUAGUUUAACCACUUUUCUCUGAUAGUUCUGAGUGAGAAUAAUCAAUAAGGAACACGCACAGUGAUUGUUGGCCCUGUCCUCAUGUUGAUGAUGACCACAUUUGCGCACCGAUCACCUCCUGGGUCACGACCCCGAACAGCUGAUGUGGUAAAUAAACGGAGAGAGUCCCGGUACAGGAGACGACCAAUCUGCCACGCUGAGCCAUGCCGUCACGCCACUGGAGUCUGACUGCUGCUUUAUGAUGUGUUUUUUGUGUGUAUUCUCUGUUUUAUGUUUCAUUGAAGAACUAAAAUAUAUUGGAUAAAAAAACCCACAACAAAUGCAUUGUUUGAUCACUGUUGUCGCCAUGGUACUGUAUUAACAAAACGAGAAAAAAUAGGAGAAAAAAAAUAAGAAACACAUUUAAGAAGUUGGCCAUCACCUGUAAAGAUUUUUUUUUUUUUUUCAAUGUAACUAUUAGGAAAACCUGUCGAGGAAUAAAAUGUUGCCUUUUUCUUGUACAAAAGAGAAAUUUAUGGAAAAACCUCAGCAGUGAGGAAUGUGAUAUUGUGUUUAUAUCUCUGAAAUGGACCUGCUGAUUUAUGGGAAAUAUGUUGAUUUUACUCUGGAUCAGGUAUGUAAAGACAUUUUAAAAAUGAAAGACUGUAUUUGGUCAAUCAGAAACUGUUUGAUGGUUUGAAUCUCUCUCGAUGGUUAGCCUGCCUUUGUAUUAUAAAGCACUUGUAUGCAGUCUGUGUUCUUCAAGCAUUAUUUCUUGCAAUGUGCUCCGGACAUAAUGCUGUCUCUGUGUUGAUAAAAGCAGUACAUGUAUAUGGGCCAAUCUUUUUUAUAAAACUAUGCAUAUAUAAAUACUACAUUGUUCAUAGCUUUAUUUGACCCAUGAAGCUAUACAUAACAUUAGUCUAAGUACAAGUAGAUGUGGACUUAUCCAGCUUCUUUCCUUGAGAUGGAUUACAAUGUAUAUGUAGCUAUCAAAAGAAGUCUGUGAAUGCUAUUUUUAUUAUCAAAUAAAGU
Anoplopoma fimbria (sablefish) is the source of this 7321-nucleotide messenger RNA. Its product is annotated as membrane-associated guanylate kinase, WW and PDZ domain-containing protein 1-like. Gene Ontology annotation, biological process: signal transduction. The record is from RefSeq and is a predicted model, not a curated record. Lineage: Eukaryota; Metazoa; Chordata; Actinopteri; Perciformes; Anoplopomatidae. Gene Ontology annotation, cellular component: cytoplasm. Gene Ontology annotation, molecular function: protein binding.